Molecule: messenger RNA, 1281 nt
Organism: Ylistrum balloti
Lineage: Eukaryota; Metazoa; Mollusca; Bivalvia; Pectinida; Pectinidae
Product: mucin-1-like
Exons: 5
Source: RefSeq, a predicted model, not a curated record
AUGUAUGGGUGCGUUAGUGCCGAAAUUACAGUGUCAAAUGUGGCAUCAAUCAGCCCAGACUCCACGACGAACCCGGGGCCCAGUGUUGGUGUCACGGACAGUCCAAGCCCUGCCUCAAAACCGGGAACAAGUGUUGGUGUCCUGGGCAGUCAAACCCCUGCCUCAAAACCGGGAACAAGUGUUGGUGUCACGGGCAGUCCAACCCCUGCCUCAAAAACGGGACCUACUGUUGGUGUUACGGGCAAUCCAAGCCCUGCCUCAAAACCGGGAACAAGUGUUGGUGUCCUGGGCAGUCAAACCCCUGCCUCAAAACAGGGAACAAGUGUUGGUGUCACGGGCAGUCCAACCCCUGCCUCAAAAACGGGACCUACUGUUGGUGCCACGGGCAGUCCAAGCCAUUCCCCAAACCUGGGACCAAGUGUCGGAGCCACAAGCCAUCUGAUCUCCGACAAAACCCAGCCACCCAGUGUUUCUGUCAUGGGAAGCUCGACUCCGACAGGAAAACCGGUGCCAAAUAUUGCUACUACAAAAAUCCCAACAUCAGUGAAAAAUCAGACAACUCAAACCUCAUCAGCAGUAAACACGAAUUUUUUUGAAAAUAUACAAAAGUUUCUAUUAAAUUCCCAAGCCACCAAACUUAUUCAGAAUCAAAUUGGAGACUUCAUUAAAACCAACAAUGUCUCGUUUCCUAUCUCAGUCAUGACACCAGAAAAUUUACAAAAAGUCCUACAGUUACUUGGCUCUGGUUCCAAUAACUUACAAGGUAUUUCUCAGUACGCGGGAUUGCUCGGGAACUUUUCUAAUGAUCUACGGAAUGUUACUGAAGAAUUGGAACAGCACAUCUCACCUCAGUGUUUCAGUCACUUAGAAUUUCUUGUCUCGGAACUUCUGAAAAGGGAGCAAUGGGCAUUCAAAAUGAUAGACGCUUCAGGAAAGAUCCCAGCCGGAAUUCUUGAUGGAAACAUGGUGUGGAUGGGUUCAUACGACGAGUGUCUGAAGGUCGAUACCGAGAAGUUCCAAGGGCAACACUGCACGACUACUCUUUCUGUUGCUUCGAUACUGGGAUCCAUGUUUGAUAUACCGGCGGGACUAGACGUACAUCUUGGUGUGUGUAUGCCAGAUAGCUGUAACGUAUCGGAGACGAAUGCCGUGUUAAAUACCCUAUUGGGAUUACUGCCCCUUGGUGAAAACAAACUCAGUGCUUCGAAUGUCGCUUGUUCCGAACGUCCCGAGUAUGACGACCUCGCUAUCGGAGGAUUUACAGUGUGUGGUGUGUUUGUC